Molecule: messenger RNA, 1320 nt
Organism: Aspergillus sclerotioniger CBS 115572
Lineage: Eukaryota; Fungi; Ascomycota; Eurotiomycetes; Eurotiales; Aspergillaceae
Exons: 1
Coding region: 10-1260 (416 amino acids)
Source: RefSeq, a predicted model, not a curated record
CCCCACGUCAUGGCGUGUCUCAACAACCGCCUGUCAUACGCCUCCUGGCGUCUCAGGGUAUUCCGGCAGCUCUUCCGCCCUAAUGGCUCCCACCCGGCCCUAUACCACUCCAAGUCGACCUCCCGCAAUGGAACACCACUUUCCGAUGUGCUAGAAUUCUUCGAGGAUGAAGAGGAGGUGAAGAGGAGGAGGAGGAUGUACCCCUCUCGCCGACCCUCCGAAUCCCUCCCCCAAUCCCCCCUAAUCACCAACCCCCGUCCUGGCUACGACAAGCUCCAUAAGAAGAAACGCCGCCCCGAUCCCACAGAAUCCAACAUCCACUUGAACCCUUGGGCCCAGGCCCUAGCCUCGCCGGUCCGCGCAUGCAAAGUAACCGGAGUCCGAAUGCCGCGUGCUCUCCUCUCAGAAUGGGGAUCCAUCAAACGACCUGAUGUCCCAGACAAGCUCUGGCUUCUCCCCGUGGGCCUAAUGAAAGACAAAUUCCCAAUCGAGACCGUCCUCUCCAAAAAGAGCGCCAGCAAGGCCACUAACAACAACCCGAACUCUGUCCGUCACCUCACCCUCCGGAUUGUCGACCGACUCCCUCUCCUCCGCACAAUCACAGACGCAUACUGGGGCACGAAGCACGCACGAAAUCGCUCGCCGCUCGCAAAACUCAUCCCGCAUCGGUGGAAGCACCCGGCAGGACCGAUGACACCUCGCGACGAGGGUCAGCUUACGUGGCGGGAGGAUAUGCCUGAAUUUGCGCUGCGGAUGAUGCGGCAGAAUGUGCUGAAGGUGCUGAAGAAGGCGUCAGAUGAGUCGUCGACGCAGCCUGAAAAGCGGAAGGUGUGGACGGACAUUCCGAUGAAGCAGUAUGGGCGGAGUUAUCUGUCGCGACGGACAUUCUCGAUGGAGCCGUUCGAUCGGAUGGAAUGUAGUGCCGUGUUGGUGCUAAAUCGGAGGAAGGCGAAGCCCGGGAGAAUCACGGGCUUGUAUCCCAGGAUGCCGAAUGAGGUUUUUGUGUCCUGGGAGAAGAAGACGGCCCCUGUGUUUGAUCUCACGGUUAUGUUAUCCGACGAGGAGCUGCAGGAGCUGAAGGCGCACCAUCCCCGGUUUGAGAAUACGGCGUUGCUGUUCCGGCCGGAUAAUAAGGCGACGAUCGAUGCGAUGCUGGCUUUGUGGAAGCUGAGGGGGUUUAUUCGAGAUGAUCGUGUGCUGGAACCGCCGCCGCUGGCAUAUAACCUGAAGAGCAUAUGGAGGAGUAGGUACCUCCUCUGAGAAUACUGCACAGUCAUUGUAUAUGUAUGUAUGUAUGUACGUUCUAUGAUACCUCGAAGA